AAGAGAAGACAGUAAGGUCAACAAGAAGCUUUAAUCAAACAACGAAAUAAGCAAUAUUUCAAGAAACAUAUUAACAUUGAAGAUUAAAGAUGUGCGAUUCUAUGAGAGAUGCUGUUUUCAAGAAGAAGUUACUUCGGCGUCUAUAUGGGGAUUCUGAAGAAUCUGAACCUUCAACAAAGCAGGAACAAGAUAUUUUAGCACAAGAAACUGGUACUGAUAAAACAUGCAUUACUGCAAACUAUACAUGUCAUGUCAUACCAAAGAAAAAAGUUUACGGAGUGAUUACCAAACCCUCCGAUGUUCCUCCAAGUAAAGACUAUCCACUUGAAGGUCUAAAAGGACCAGAAUUUGUUGGAGAAGAGGAUGAGAUCAGUGAAUCAGAGUCUGAAGAAGAAGUUAAAAAGAGGAGGAGACGGAAAAGGAAGCAAAGAAACGCUGACUCAUCAGAAGGACAAAGACAGAAACAGAAAACAGAUGGAAUUGAAAAAGCUAACCAAGUACUAACAAAAAAUCAAAAAAGGAAAUUAAAGAAAAAGAAAAGGAAAGAGAGAGAGAAAACAGAGACUCUUGGAGAAAACAAGAAGGGUUUUACAUACUCUGUUCAUACAGAGGAAAUCUGCGGGCAACUGAACAAAAGUCGGAGAGAAGAGCUAUGUAACAACGUACCAAAGCUGGUGGAGUUUGUCAAGGCUGUAUGGGAAGUGUAUGAUCAAGAUGUGGCAGUGAAAGACACUAGCUACAGUGAAGAAAACUUGGAUAAAUUGUUAAAACAAGUGUCCUCUAUAUCGGAGAGGGAGGAGGAUGUUGUGAUAAGUGAAUUCGAUAAUCUCUGGCAUUUAAAAACUCUGCUGGUACUUGCUGACCAUCAAAGAGUUGAAGAACAAAUCAAACAGCUGGAUAACAUCGAAACAGUAGCAAUUGAUAAUGAGUCCAAAGUUUUACUCUGUGCUCUAAUGAGAUACUGGAUGACUGACAUCGUAAAUCAAAGAUGAUGAUUUCAAUUCAGACAUGGGGAUGCAGAUCAGAUCCGUGACUUGUCUAAAGAAAAGAUGAAUCCAAAUCAGAGGGAUGAAUCCAAAGAAAUGUUCGUGGAGAUGCACAAUAAGCACUUGGUCGUGUUCAUUGGUCAAGGAACAGUUUGUCAAGAGUUGUUGUUCAUCAGUAACUGUGACAAACGAUUCCUCCAAACUGAAAGUACCACCUACCCUGGUGAUUAUAUUGUAAAGAGCUUAAAGUCACAAGGCAGUGAGUGAACUUGUCCAACUCCCAAAAAAGAUAAUAUUGAACUAAUUGAUAUUAUUAGUUUGGGUCAUUAUGAUUUUUACAGAUACUGUAAACGUACAUAAUUCAGUGCUGAUCUUAUUUUAGCAAUUUACGCACUGGAAGCAUUCUACUAAAUUACUAAAAUGCACUAAUUGUAGUUUAUCUGUAAUGGUUUCAAUGGCAAUUAUUGUUGGUGUUCUAAUUAAUCAUUCCGCUAAUCUGUAGUACGUUUACAGUAAGUAAUCAGACCAUGGUGUCCUAAAAAGUGGUUAUAUAUUCAAAAAGUGGAUCUCCUUUUUCUAAUAAAUUAUCCUGGUUUGUCUCGGUGUCACAGAGUCUUGGCCUCUUCUGGUUACAUCCUUCCAGUUAAAGCAUGAUGACUGGGAGUCAUUCUAACUCUGGUGUCAUGAAAAUGUAGAAUAAAAGCCAUAAGAACUUUA
Pecten maximus is the source of this 1703-nucleotide messenger RNA. RefSeq names its product RNA-binding protein 25-like. NCBI's taxonomy places the organism in Eukaryota, Metazoa, Mollusca, Bivalvia, Pectinida, Pectinidae. Bases 90 to 992 code for a protein of 300 amino acids. The record is from RefSeq and is a predicted model, not a curated record. The transcript is spliced from 6 exons.